Messenger RNA from Megachile rotundata (alfalfa leafcutting bee), 6578 nucleotides. RefSeq names its product chromodomain-containing protein chromator (gene Chro). NCBI's taxonomy places the organism in Eukaryota, Metazoa, Arthropoda, Insecta, Hymenoptera, Megachilidae. The record is from RefSeq and is a predicted model, not a curated record.
GUUAUAGAAAAGAUACUACUCAUAAGGGAAAAUAAAGUAAAAUUAACCGAUAAUACUCUCCCGCCAAAAGGUAAACUGUUGCCGUGGCGGGCAAGCGCCAUGGCGCUACUGUCGUCAGACGCGGUCACUGUUUUCAUCCCAUCUCGUGCGGCGACGGCAAUUAUCCGGAUCAGGGAAAUCUAAUUUUUCCACGGUUUAACGGGCGUAAGUCAAUAUCAUUGAUUUGAGCGUCGAUUACAUCGAAAUCGGUAACGGACAAGUGUGUUCGAAAAAUAUUCACGGGUAGACAGGAAGUGAAUAGUCGAUGAAAGUUUUCGGUGACGAGAGCCAUCUUGAUGAGCAUCGGCUUGCUCGUGAUAGACAGAGGACGAGUCUGUGGCGGCGGCGGCGGCGGCAAUGGCAUCGUUUCUAAAUGUUUUUCUAAUUUCUCGACUCUCGUUUUAUUUGCAACUGGAAUAGUCGCUUUUAUCGGUAACGAACGUUCACGGUGAGCCGGCUAAUAUUUCAAGAACAAAUUAUAUAUGUGAGUUUUGUUCGUUGGUAACUUACGCCACUGGCCGCGUUUACAAUGACUCCAUGCUGUGUCUGGACGUUUUACCAUUUAUGCGGGAAUUCGUUUAGUUUAAAUAAAAAGUUUCGCGUAAUACGCAUCGUGAUACGUCUUGGAAGUGGAGACGAUUUGCAAAAUUACCAAUGAUAGCUGUGCGUGUAUAGUGAACCUUCGAAUCGCCGUAACAACGGCAGUGGUGUCUUGUUAAAAAAUGUUCGCAGUUCGAUUUCCACCGGCAUGUUGCGUGUAAAUUUUUCUGACGCCCGCGAAACUUCGAAGUCCAAAUGUUAUAAAUUUUUUUUUAUUUACAGCGUAGCGUAUGAACAACGUGAUAAUGUUUAUGAAUCAUUUGCUGAAAGAAAUCAAAGCUUUUAGCGAAUUUAUUACGUAUGAUAAUUAAUAAGAAAAAAACAUUGCGGAUAUAGGUUCAUUUAGUCUAUCAAAUAAAAUGGAGGGAGGUGAUGGCCCUUCGGCCAUCAGUAGUAAUCCUACUGCUAUUAAAGCUGCACAAGAAGAGAUGGGAAGGUUAGAUGUUCUUGUGUGUGGACAGUGCCAUUCAGUUUUUCAUUUCAUUGAAGAGUUUCAAGAGCAUCGUACUAAAGAAGGCGCUUGUACUCAAGUUUCUCAUUUUCGUGAAAAUAGUAAUAAUGAACAAAAAGCACAAGUGUGGGCUUUCCUUUUAUGGAAAGAUUCACAAAUCCAACAGGAAGGGCCAGACAAGGAUUCAACAAAUUCAUGGAAACUUUACCAAAAAUGGUGUAAAAUGGAUACGCACAUAAGAGACUCAUGGAUAGCAGCUGGAAAAACUAUUCAAACAUUUACCAAAAUCAGUAAUGCAAAAAUGCAGGAUGUACCAAGGCAAAAUCAAAUAAGUGCAGGCACAGAAGGAAAGCCUGUUAUUGUUCGUAAAGUUAUUAGAAAUGGGCAGCCAGAAGAAACUGAUAGUAAAAAGGAUGUUAAAACUUUAGAAACCAAGGCUCAAAAAAGUAAUGAAUCUGUUGAUACUGAAGUAGAAAAGAAGGAGAAGCCAAAAUUGAAACCUUCUAUAAAACCCAAGGGUAAAUCUAGUAAAGCUGGUGAAGAAGAUAAAGAUUCAAGCGACGAAGAAUAUACAGUAGAAAAAAUUUUAGCAAAACGUUUCAAUCCAAAAAAGAGAUGUUCGGAAUAUUUAUUAAAAUGGGAGGGUUAUGGACACGAACAUAAUACAUGGGAACCUGCUGAGCAUGUAGCUACAUGUAAACAUUUAUUAGAAGAAUUUGAAAGAAAUCUUGCUAAGCAAAAAGAAUUAAAAGCAGCUCAACAGCAGGCUAAUUCAAAGGCAGCAGGACGCGGUGGUCAUCUUGCUCACAAAACAGUUAUAAAAACAGAAGCUAAACCUGGACCAAGUACUGCAGCUCACGUAGGAAGACCAAUGCGAUCAAGUAAAUCAAAAGCGAUGGAUCAAGUGAAGCAAUGGUGUGGUUCAAUGAAAGAUGAAGACAAUGAUCUAUUAGGGAAAAGGAGAAUGGAUUAUUCUGAGAGUGAUUCCGAGGAUGGAGGCAGCAGUGCUGCAAAACGAGCGAAAGGUGACACAGGUAGCGACGAAGACUGGACCGGAGAAUCCGAGGAGGAGAGAUUAUUGGGACGAAGCGACGUGAUCCAACGCGCGUUUAAUCGUGCCAAUGCUCAAUCGAACGGUUCUAACAGACCGAGUGGUUCGUCUUCAGAUCUUGCGACUUCAUUGGGACUUCAGUCUCCCGAAGGAGCAAAAUCUAACCAACCACCAGUUUUGGUUGCGAACGCAAAAGGUGUCGUUAAAGUUGAUCCCAAACAAAUGCCGAACUUAACGUCUGGCGUUUACGUAAUGUCUCGGAAAGAUGGCAUUAUCAAGUUGGAUUCGUCCCCUAGUGGAAAAUUAUCAGUAAAAGGUUCGCCGACUACACAAGGUGUUUUAAUGGUUCAAAAUCGAGAUAAUACUAACGUAGUGAGGAAGCAAGUAAUAACAGCAUCGCAGUCAAAUUCUGUAACACCUGUAAAAGUGGUUUCCAAAAUGGAUGGAAGUCAAGUAGUAACUCAAAUGAAAGUAGUUUCUAAACCAGUUACGACUAAAGCAGGAGGUACACAGAAAACAGAGCCUAUAAAGAUCCAGCCGAAACCAGAUCCGACACAGUUACCGCAGAUACAUGUCGUGACCGCGGUGCCGGCUCCUAUAACUUUGCAAUCAAGAAUAAGUACAGGAAUACGUCCUGGACCUGUUACAGGCCAACGCAGUGCGGAUGGUCGCCCAUUGUUACCAAGACCUCCACUGCGUGCGACAACACCGACUAGCGUACUCGGAAUCGGAUCAACGAUUCGCACACCUGUAAGGGCACCAGCCCCCAGACAAGUUCAGUCGCAGCAAACCCGUCAGGUGCUACAAAAACGUACGCCAGCUGUAACUACCCAAAGUAACUCGGUGAGUCCUGGAAAUGUUAAUCAGAUUAGACCGAAGUUCACGGUGCUUAGUCCACAGCCGAAGCAAGUGGUAAAGUCUGGAACUAGUCCAGUGCAACAGGCUAAACAAUCACCGAAAACACCAGUUGGUAAGCCACAGUCAUUAUUAUCUCCGCAGCAAAAGUUACUAAUGGCAAAAAGGAAAGCUCAAGAAGCAGCGGGUGUCGUUAAACCAGGUGGCCGUGGCCUCCUAGCAGGUGCUCGAGCUAGCGCCGGGCGAGGUAGAGGGAAACUGGCUGAAACACCAACGGCGACCACACCAGGAGCCAAACCAAAAGAAAGUAAAUUGGCGGAGGGUGACGGGCUUCAUAUGGAAUUCCACGAGGUAGGCUCCGAAGAAAGCAGCAGCGAGGGUGAACCAGAACUUCCACCUCCUGAGGCCGAUACCAUAGCCACUACGGAACCUGACAGUCCGCCCAGACCGUUCACUUUGUGUCCACUAACCGGACGCAUCAUCGGUCCAGACGGUGAACCAGUUGAACAACAAGCUGAACCACAACCUGAACCAGAACCCGCCACAUCGUUAUCCACCGUUAAAACAACUACCACCACAUCCGAGAGUAUAGACGUUUCUGCUACCACUACCACGACAGAAUUGGUGCUACCUUCCCUUGAUUCUCUUACAGAGACUGGUGGGAUAAUGAGAGUCGAAAUGAGUCCGGGUGGAACAACGGGCACAAUUGUUCAAACGAGCGAGCCAGCACAAAUCAACUUAACGAAUGUUUCUGUCCCGGCUCCGGAUCUUCCAUGCUUGGACGAUACCGCUCCAGCCGUGGCCACUCCGGUCACAACGACGACGACAACUUCCUUGACAGAAGCUACAUCGAGUAGCGAAUCGACCAUCGCUCCAGGCUUAACAACAGCUACAGUUACUUCGACUAGCACGAUAACGAUCGCAUCCACUGAUGUAGCCAAGUCCGAGGAGAAACUAACGGAGGAAAGGAAGGUAGCGGAAGAUGCGUCGAACUUGGUGACGAUAACCGGAGAGGAUGGUGUUGUUUAUCAAGUGGCAGGUCAAGCCGAGGAUGGCCAAACGUUAUUGGUCACCCGAGAUGCCGAUGGCGAACAGCAAUGCGUGUAUGUUACUACGGAACAGCAAGGUGACGACGGAUCUGUAUUAACGUUGGAUCAUGCUGUGGCAGAAGCCGUGGCUCAGCUGAUACCUGAUCAAGUAAACCUGGCCUCGCAGUUUUACGUAAAGGAGGGUGGAACAGAGCCUACUGAAAAUCCUAUGGUGAUGUCCAUCAUGGAUAACACGAAUACUGCCGAUGUGACUGAAGGGCAGGAGGAAGGUGACGGUCAUGGACAAGUCGUAGCUCAAGUCGUACAAGCGGAAGAACCUACUCCAGGUGGUACCAGAAGAGUGGUUUUACUCUUACCUGACGGAAAUCUGAUGAUGACCGAAGUGACGGAAGAACAGUACGCUGCACUCGGACUAGGCAAGUGAAGAGACACUUAAACGUUGACACACACGUGGAAAGAAUAAACAAUCAUGCAUCGAACUUAUACGAUUUAUGUGGAAAUUGUACGCUUAAGGGUGAUCGUGGGUUGUAUAUAUUGUAAGAACGUUCACUUCGUACAAUUGCAAUGGAUAAAAUUUAUCAGAUAUGUUUUCCAGCUGAUACAAUGUGCAAGAAAAGAUAACACGUAAACAACAUAUAAGCUGGUGUAUUGUAAAAAACGCAAACAAAACAAAACAAAAAAAUGAUUCACAAAUACAGACACGUAGAGGUUAGAUUAAUGGAUAAACAAGUACAUUUUAGAAAUUUCAUGUUUCACUAUAAAACGAAUCCGCUCUGGAAUUUUAAUUUUUAUGUUUAAUUUAUGGUACAAGCAGCAAAAACGCGCAUAGAGUAAAAUAAUAACGCGAAGAGAGAAAGGAUAACUGCAUCUUCGAUAACGACACACCAUUAUACGUUUGAAGUAAGCAUUGUAUUUGUAGGAUAGUGAAGUAUAAUCUGGGGUUUUAUAUUUUCCACGGAACAAACCAAUAGGCUUUUUAAUAAAACAAAAUACUUCUUUCCCCUGCAUACAAAGUCCAAGCUUUACGACGCGAUAAGUCACAAGUUUUAGGGAAGUCGCGAAGGGGUACCGAUCAUGAUAAACGCGAAUCGGCGCUUCAACAUGUAAAUAUACGAAAUUAAUACUUCUCUAAGAAGAGGGGGGACAAAUUUUUACAUAGAAGCUUGAACCUAGUUUGACUAGCAUUUUCCAUUGUACAAGAUCGACGCAAAACGAUGGUUCUUUUCGAUUCUUCGUUUAAAUUAAUUUGCUGAUGGGAAAGAGACAUUGGCGUAACUAGGUGGGGCCUAGAUUUUGGACUUGACCUUCCAAAAUGUGGCACCGUUAUAACAAAUUAUUGGAAUAAGUACAGUGCCGAGCACGGUAGACUUCCUUAGGGUGAUUUAAGGAAAGGAGGCUUCAUCGUGCCCUCUUUCCUUACAUCGGUAUAUUCCCUAGAGAAAACAUUAACGCUUGAUAAAUCUUUUUCUCUACGGAAGCAUACUUGGUCUAAUGUACACGAAAACCUUAGUUACGCCAAUGGCGGUAAAUCGCGCUUCGUAUGAAUUUCAUAAAUUCGUACGCUUGUAAAAAUUAUUCGACACUACUUUCAUGGACUGUGUAUGCUUAAUCUAUCUAGAUUAAAUAAGUGCACACUUAUAAAAGGAAACACAUCAUUUCUAAAUCUAUAAGGCUUACAAAAGAAGAAAAUACAAAUACAGUGUUGUUUAAUGGAACAUCACGCGCGUCUCAUUAUUAUUAAGCCCAUUCCUAUUACAUAUAUCUCAUUAUUAUUAUUAUUAAUCAGAGAAGUUUCUUUUUAAAUACUAUAAGUGCUUUUUUUGUCGAGACACUGAGAACUUACUUAUUGUGCAGAUAUACACAUCUAUCAAACUAAUUGUAAUAAUAUUUCUUUUCUUUCUUUUGUUUAACGGAAUCUUUGUAAACACCGUAAAUUUAUGUUACAAAAUCGUGAGGUUUCUCUCGCUUGUUUAUAUUAUUAUUAAAUUGUACAAAGCGUAAUUUGUAAUGUCUUACACGUUAAACGAGAAGGAAAGAACAUUGCGUAUAAUGUUUAUGCGUGUUGGGAUGAUUAUAUAUAAAUAUUAUAUAUAUAUAUAAAUGUAUAUGUAUACACGUACGACGAAUUCAAAAAAGAUAAAAAAAAGAAUUCUUUGUAUUCAAGAAUUACGGAUAAAUACGAUAAGUGUACCUUAUGUGAUUAUCAUCGAAACGUCGAGCAAAAGCGAGUUUUCCUCGACGUUUUUAAAAAAAAAAAAGGGUUAAACUAGAUUCAAGCGUUUAAUUAUUAAAUAAGCAGUCCGAGACUCGCGAUAAGAAUUACAGAGGAGAAAGAACUGCACGAAAUGAAAAAUAAAAGUAAAAACAAUUAUUAUAUCUUCAGUGUAAGAGGAAACUAUUUUGCACGAUGUACGGCCAGGAAUAUAAAAUCCUAGUAUUUUACUAACGUAACCCUUUUGUACAUAGAAUUUCAUUCUCUAAACCUUUAUAUAAAAAAAAUUGUUUCCAAAUAAAUCAUAGUCUUAAAAAUUCA